AUGGGCACUCCAAUUGAUCAACUUCGACAGCCUAUUAUGGCAAACGAUACCCAGAAGACUGACCCAGCUGGCUUUGACUUAUGGUUUACUUGGUGUCAAACGUGUCGCCAUGGAGGACAUGCAGUCCAUAUGUUUGAUUGGUUUCAAAAGCAUUCAACCUGUCCAGUUAGUAGCUGUACGUGCCAAUGUCAGAUUUUAGAUAUAUAA
Molecule: messenger RNA, 207 nt
Organism: Mycotypha africana
Lineage: Eukaryota; Fungi; Mucoromycota; Mucoromycetes; Mucorales; Mycotyphaceae
Exons: 2
Coding region: 1-207 (68 amino acids)
Cellular component (GO): cytoplasm
Source: RefSeq, a predicted model, not a curated record